GAAGGAACUGGGGCUGUGGCAAAAGUUGCGCCACCCUAAUAUAGUGCAGUUCCUUGGUGUUCUAAAGCACUCCGAUCGGUUGAUCUUCCUGACGGAGUACCUUCGCGAUGGAAGUUUGUAUGACAUCCUAAAACGGAAGGGAAGACUUGAUCAGGAAACAGCAGUUUCGUAUGCUUUAGAUAUUGCAAGGGGCAUGAAUUAUCUGCAUCAACACAAACCACGUGCUAUUAUACACCGGGAUUUGACACCAAGGAAUGUGUUACAAGAUGAGUCUGGACACCUAAAGGUUACAGACUUCGGCUUAAGCAAAAUUGCACAGGAAAAGGAUGACCAAGGUUACAUGAUGACUGGAGGAACAGGUUCAUAUCGCUACAUGGCACCUGAGGUAUAUCGUCGAGAAUCCUAUGGGAAAAGUGUUGAUGUCUUCUCCUUUGCCCUCAUAGUACAUGAGAUCUUCCAAGGAGGGCCAUCAAAUAGAACAGCACUCCCUGAGCAUAUUGCAGACAAGCGGGCAUUUGAAGAUGCUCGACCAUCUCUAUCCUCAUUUGUUUACCCUGAUCCAAUUAAGAUGCUUCUUCGAGAGUGUUGGCACAAGAAUCCUGAAAGUCGACCAACAUUUGAAGAGAUAAUAUCAAAGCUAGAGUCGAUCCAGGAGAGUUUCCAAAGUAAGAAAGACGCAGGUGGCUGUUGCUGCUGUUGCAUCUUAUAGAGAUUAACUGAACAGCAACACAUAUACAUCCCGACUCCAAUUUUCACCAUACUGAAUGUGUGUUCUCCUUUUCACUCUGUAUUCUCCUUUCUGUAUUUGAUUUAUGCCUUCCCUUUUCACCAUGCACUUGUGUAUCUGCUGCUGCAUGUGAGGCCCUACAUAUCCUUGGGGAAGUCUUAUCUCCCAGAUAUCAUGUAUAAAAGUCGUUUGGGAAAUUCUUAUGGACACCCUCUCAUUCACAAUUUGCCAUGUAAUCUUCUUGCACAUUUGUCUCUGAAAUGGUCCAAAUUUGUCAAGCCAGAGAAAACUGACGCUCCCUGCACUGCAGCACUUUCAUCAUUAUUGCCGCAUCCCCUGCCAUGACCUCAGUUUGGCCUCCACAACCAGAUCACAACUUAAACAGCAACAAGAGCACAGGUGCCUGAAGAUAUCAUUAUUUCUUCCAAGUUCAUGGCUACAGUGUGGCCUGAAGUUAUGGAUUGGAACAGAAUCUUCAGAUUGUAUUUACUUGUUUCAUUAUCUUGGAUCAAAUAAGCGCAUGGGGUUCGAGAAUA
Populus trichocarpa (black cottonwood) is the source of this 1263-nucleotide messenger RNA. Its product is annotated as integrin-linked protein kinase 1. Gene Ontology annotation, molecular function: protein kinase activity; ATP binding. Gene Ontology annotation, biological process: protein phosphorylation. The transcript has 7 exons. NCBI's taxonomy places the organism in Eukaryota, Viridiplantae, Streptophyta, Magnoliopsida, Malpighiales, Salicaceae. Bases 194 to 709 code for a protein of 171 amino acids. The record is from RefSeq and is a predicted model, not a curated record.